Puccinia graminis f. sp. tritici CRL 75-36-700-3 is the source of this 726-nucleotide messenger RNA. Its product is annotated as ubiquitin-conjugating enzyme E2 D/E. Bases 1 to 726 code for a protein of 241 amino acids. Gene Ontology annotation, molecular function: ubiquitin conjugating enzyme activity. Gene Ontology annotation, biological process: protein polyubiquitination; ubiquitin-dependent protein catabolic process. The record is from RefSeq and is a predicted model, not a curated record. Gene Ontology annotation, cellular component: nucleus. NCBI's taxonomy places the organism in Eukaryota, Fungi, Basidiomycota, Pucciniomycetes, Pucciniales, Pucciniaceae. The transcript is spliced from 9 exons.
AUGGUUGGACGGGGGAAUGAGGUGGUCGAUCGACUGGUGAUUGACACUUCAACCCCCCUUGGAAUUAGCUCUAAAACGUGGUGUCCCUGGCCCUCAUUUAACACUGUCAGCUGUAACGGCCCCUUGGACAACUUCCCCCUCAUCAAAGCUGCAGUUUCAGUUUGUAUCCCUCACACAAAGCCUUCCGUCGACUUCAACUUGCAGGCACUCAACCAGUCAACACCAACCGAACCGAACAAAAGCAACAACUCCUUCUUCUCCUUCGUCUUCUUCUCUUUCCUCAUGGCACUCAAACGAAUCAACAAGGAACUUCAUGAUCUUGGCCGUGACCCUCCCUCGUCUUGCUCUGCAGGACCGAAGGGCGACAACAUGUUCCAGUGGCAGGCAACUAUCAUGGGUCCCGGUGAUAGUCCAUACGCGGGUGGUGUAUUCUUCUUGAUGAUCACUUUUCCUACCGAUUACCCUUUCAAACCCCCCAAAGUCUGCUUCAAGACAAAGAUCUACCACCCCAACAUCAACAGCAACGGAUCGAUCUGUCUCGAUAUUCUUCGGGAGCAAUGGUCACCAGCCUUAACGAUUUCCAAAGUUCUGCUUUCGAUUUGUUCGAUGCUCACAGACCCCAAUCCGGACGAUCCACUCGUACCGGAGAUAGCCAAUCUUUAUAAAACCGAUCGAGCAAAGUACGAAGCGACCGCUCGAGAACACACCCGCAAAUACGCCAUGUAA